Suncus etruscus (white-toothed pygmy shrew) is the source of this 3621-nucleotide messenger RNA. RefSeq names its product adenylate cyclase 7 (gene ADCY7). The transcript has 26 exons. Gene Ontology annotation, cellular component: plasma membrane. Gene Ontology annotation, biological process: cAMP biosynthetic process; adenylate cyclase-inhibiting G protein-coupled receptor signaling pathway; intracellular signal transduction. Lineage: Eukaryota; Metazoa; Chordata; Mammalia; Eulipotyphla; Soricidae. Bases 304 to 3507 code for a protein of 1067 amino acids. The record is from RefSeq and is a predicted model, not a curated record. Gene Ontology annotation, molecular function: adenylate cyclase activity.
GCGGCGGCGCGGACACACUCUCGGUGGAGGCGGGAGCGGCGGAGCCGGAGCGGGUCCAGCAGGGCUGCAGACAAACUGUAUGUCUGACCUUCACACUGAGGACAAAAUCAGCAGUGCAGUGAGCGAGACCUGGCAGCUGGCAUAGAGCAGUGCCCAUGGGUUCCCAGCUGGUCCCUCAGCCCCACUUGUUGGGCUCAGGGAGGCCAGAGGCCUAAACCCACAGAAGAGGCAUCAGUGGGCAGAUGCUCUCCAGGCCACAGGGUCUUCUGACUGGCCUGCCGGUGGGUGUGCCAAGGGUAGAGGAUGCCAGCCACAGGGCACUACUUCCUCAACGAGGGUGAGGGCCCUGGCCAGGAUGCACUCUACGAGAAGUACCGCCUCACCAGCCAGCAUGGGCCACUGCUACUCAUGCUGCUCCUGCUUGUGGCCACCGCCUGCAUUGCCCUUGUCACCAUAAUCUUCUCUGAGCAGGACUUCUACAGACAGUGGGCUGUCUUGGGGAUGGCUUUCGUGACCUUGGCUGUGUGUGUGGGCCUCUCUGUGCUGGUAUAUGUCGAGUGCCUGGUCCAGCAGUGGCUCAGGGCCUCUGCGCUGCUUCUCUGGAUCUGCCUCCUGGCUCUGGGCUAUGCGAUGGUGUUCACCUUUCAGAAGAAGGAUACAUGUGCCUGGGAGCAGGUGCCCUUCUUCCUGUUUGUGGUCUUUGUUGUGUACACACUGCUGCCCUUCAGCAUUCGGGGAGCCGUGGCUGCUGGGGUCAUUUCCGGCGCCUCCCACCUCCUGGUAAUCGCUGUGCUUCAGGGCACCUUCACCAAUGACCUGUGGUUGCAGCUGCUGGCCAACGCCAUUAUCUUCCUGGGCGGGAACCUGACGGGAGCCUUCCACAAGUACCAGCUGCAGGAUGCCUCCCGAGACCUCUUCACCUACACGGUCAAGUGCAUCCAGAUCCGCAGGAAGCUGCGAAUUGAGAAGCGCCAGCAGGAGAAUCUGCUGCUGUCAGUGCUGCCUGCGCACAUCUCCAUGGGCAUGAAACUGACCAUCAUUGAGCGGCUCAAGGAGGGGGGAGACCGCCCCUAUAUACCGGACAACAACUUCCACAGCCUCUACGUCAAACGGCACCAGAAUGUCAGCAUCCUCUAUGCCGACAUCGUGGGCUUCACCAGACUGGCCAGUGACUGCUCCCCCAAAGAGCUGGUGGUAGUGCUGAAUGAACUCUUUGGCAAGUUUGACCAGAUUGCGAAGGCCAAUGAGUGUAUGCGGAUCAAGAUCCUGGGGGACUGCUACUACUGUGUGUCGGGGCUGCCCGUGUCCCUGCCCACACACGCUCGCAACUGCGUGAAGAUGGGGCUGGACAUGUGCGAGGCCAUCAAGCAGGUGCGGGAGGCCACAGGCGUGGACAUCAGCAUGCGCGUGGGCAUCCACUCGGGCAACGUGCUCUGUGGCGUCAUCGGGCUGCGCAAGUGGCAAUACGACGUGUGGUCCCAUGAUGUGUCCCUGGCCAACAGGAUGGAGGCAGCUGGAGUUCCCGGGCGGGUACACAUCACGGAAGCCACCUUGAAUCACCUGGACCAUGCCUACGAGGUGGAGGACGGGCACGGGCAGCAGCGGGAUUCCUACCUGAAAGAGAUGGGUAUCCGCACCUACCUGGUCAUCGACCCUCGGAGCCAGCAGCAGCCGCCACCCAGCCAGCACCUGGCCAAGCCCAAGGGCGAUGCCACCCUGAAGAUGCGCGCGUCCGUGCGCAUGACGCGCUACCUCGAGUCCUGGGGCGCUGCGCGACCCUUUGCACACCUCAGCCAUCGGGAGAGCGUUAGCAGCACCGAGACGCUGGUACCCAGUGGAAGGAGGCCCAAGGCUAUUCCCCUGCGGCGCCACCGGACUCCUGACAGGAGUUCGUCUCCCAAGGGGCGGACCGAGGAUGAUGCCUCAGACGAGGAGAUGCUGACAGCCAUCGAGGGGCUCAGCUCCACACGGCCCUGCUGCUCCCGUUCCGACGACUUCUACCCCUGCGGGUCCAUCUUCCAGGAGAAGGACUUCGAGCGAGAGUACCGCCUGGUGCCCAUCCCCCGGGUUCGCCACUACUUCGCGUGUGCCAGUGCUGUCUUUGCCUGCAUCUUGCUGGUCCAUGUCCUACAGAUGCCCAGGAAGGCUGCUCUGGGGUUCUCUUUUGGACUGGUGGCCUGUGUGCUGGCACUGGUGUUGGGCCUGUGUUUUGCGGAUGAGCUCCUGAGGUGCUGGCCCACCUGGGGGGUGCUACGUGCUGUGUCCGAGAGCCUGGAGACGCAACCUCUGCUGCGAGUGUCCCUGGCCAUGCUGACCAUGGGCAGCCUGUUGACCAUUGCCAUUGUCAACCUGCAGCUGGUGUCACUCCCGAUGUGUGCAGCCAACAAGACGGGCUCAGGCCUAGACAUGGACAGCAGUGUCAUGGCAGAGAGCACCAUGCGUGAGGUCCCGUAUUACACCUGUAGCUGCAUCCUGGCCUUCAUCGCCUGCUCCGUCUUCCUGAGGAUGAGUCUGGAGCUCAAGGUUGUGCUGCUGACUGUGGCCUUGGUGGCCUACUUGGUGCUCUUCACCCCACUGUGCGGCGAGUGCAGUACAACUAACCACACUCUCCUCAGUGCCAGUUAUCCACUCUCUGUCUGCUGCCAUCUGAAGAAAAUGACUUAUUUCUACCUGCUGCUGUUCUAUGGGCUCCUCCUCAUGCUCUCCAGACAGAUUGACUAUUACUGUCGCCUGGAUUGUUUGUGGAAGAAGAAGUUCAAGAAGGAACAAGAAGAGUUUGAGACCAUGGAGAAUGUGAACCGCCUGCUUCUGGAGAAUGUCUUGCCAGCCCAUGUGGCUGCCCACUUCAUCGGUGACAAAUUAAAUGAGGACUGGUACCAUCAGUCCUACGACUGUGUGUGUGUCAUGUUUGCAUCGGUGCCAGACUUCAAGGUCUUCUACACGGAGUGUGAUGUCAAUAAGGAGGGACUGGAGUGCCUGCGUCUGCUCAACGAAAUCAUCGCCGACUUUGACGAGCUGUUGCUGAAGCCCAAGUUCAGCAGCGUGGAGAAGAUCAAGACCAUUGGGAGCACCUACAUGGCGGCUGCAGGGCUCAGCAUUCCCUCAGGACAUGAAAACCAGGAGCUGGAGCGGAAACACUCCCACAUUGGCAUCAUGGUGGACUUCAGCAUGGCCUUGAUGAGCAAGCUGGACGGCAUCAACCGACACUCCUUCAACAGCUUCCGCCUGCGUGUGGGUAUCAACCAUGGGCCUGUGAUCGCAGGAGUGAUUGGGGCACGGAAACCUCAGUAUGACAUCUGGGGAAACACGGUCAAUGUUGCCAGCCGCAUGGAGAGCACUGGAGAACUUGGGAAAAUCCAGGUCACUGAAGAGACGUGCGUCAUCCUUCAGAGACUGGGCUAUUCCUGUGAGUGUCGAGGGUUGAUCAAUGUGAAAGGCAAGGGCGAACUCAGGACUUACUUUGUCUGCACGGAUACAGCCAAGUUUCAAGGGUUGGGGCUAAACUGAGGAUCUGAUAGAACAUGCUGGAAGCUGAAUGCUUCUCUGAAGCAAGCUGAAGAGGCGGAGCCAGUUCCAAAGGCAUUCCAGGGAUUUGCCCCUCACCAUUGACUGAUGGCAUUG